AUGCUCGUGGUCGGUGGCUUGCCGAUGUUCUACAUGGAACUAGCACUAGGACAGUUCCAUCGCUCCGGAUGUAUUAGCAUCUGGAAAAAAAUUUGUCCAAUGUUUAAAGGCAUCGGUUAUGGUAUUUGUUUUAUAUGUACGUUUAUUGCUUGUUUCUACAAUGCCGUUAUUGCGCAUGCUGUAUACUUUGUUUUCAGUUCCUUGCAGGUAACAAUUGGCAAUUUUCCAAAUCUGCAUAAAGAGGCUAAAUGA
Molecule: messenger RNA, 252 nt
Organism: Gongylonema pulchrum
Lineage: Eukaryota; Metazoa; Nematoda; Chromadorea; Rhabditida; Gongylonematidae
Source: the annotation of a GenBank genome assembly